AUGCUCGAACCGCAGUUCUUGAAAGGAAGCGAUGGAGAAGCCGCUGGGGAGCUAUCCCAUCAGAAUCCAGAUGAAUUGAUGAGAUGCCCAUGGUAUUGGGGUGACGUGGGAUGGGCGGGAUCGGAACGUCUCCUCGAGCCAUGCCCUGUGGGCACGUUCUUGAUCCGCGACUCGCACAACGACUUCAGCCUGUACACAUUGUCCUGGCGGGAUACUGAAAAAGUGCUGCAUAGCCGUAUCACGUCAUCAUUCCCGCGGGGAACGUCUUCGGCAAUCGCCUGGCAUCUCCAAAGCGAUUUGGAGGGAUAUGCGGCCACUCUCGCGAUUCGCCUUGCUGCCCUCCUUGAAGUAUCUCUGCCGAUUAAAAAUCCGCCUCGACUGCACGAA
Molecule: messenger RNA, 387 nt
Organism: Mesorhabditis spiculigera
Lineage: Eukaryota; Metazoa; Nematoda; Chromadorea; Rhabditida; Rhabditidae
Source: the annotation of a GenBank genome assembly